This is a messenger RNA of Nestor notabilis (Kea), 2632 nucleotides long. RefSeq names its product dimethylglycine dehydrogenase (gene DMGDH). Gene Ontology annotation, cellular component: mitochondrion. Lineage: Eukaryota; Metazoa; Chordata; Aves; Psittaciformes; Psittacidae. The record is from RefSeq and is a predicted model, not a curated record. Gene Ontology annotation, molecular function: protein binding; oxidoreductase activity. The transcript has 15 exons. The annotation marks the transcript as partial.
GAAAGAAACCCCUUCUCCUUUGUUGGGGAAAGAUAGAGCAGACACGGUGAUCAUCGGAGGUGGUUGUGUUGGUGUGAGUCUAGCCUAUCACUUGGCUAAAGCUGGCUUGAAGGAUGUUGUUCUGCUAGAAAAAUCUGAGCUCACUGCAGGAUCUACUUGGCAUGCAGCUGGUUUAACUACUUAUUUUCAUCCUGGAAUAAACCUGAAGAAAAUUCAUUCUUACAGCAUCAAACUCUAUGAAAAGCUGGAAGAAGAGACUGGACAGGCUGUGGGAUUUCAUCAGCCUGGCAGCAUCAGAAUUGCUUCAACUCCUACUAGGGUGGAUGAAUUCAAAUACCAAAUGACUCGGGCUGGUUGGCACCCAACAGAGCAGUACUUAAUCACGCCUGAGAAAGUACAAGAGCUAUUUCCCUUAUUGAACAUGGAUACGGUUUUAGCUGGCCUGUAUAACCCUGGAGAUGGUCAUAUUGAUCCCUAUUCUCUCACUAUGGCCUUGGCUGCAGGAGCCAGAAAAUAUGGUGCCCAAAUAAAUUACCCUGUCCAAGUGACCAACCUGAACUCCCGAUCAGAUGGAACAUGGGAAGUUGAAACUCCACUUGGAAUAAUUCGAGCAAAAAGAAUUGUGAAUGCUGCAGGUUUCUGGGCCUGUGACAUUGGCAAGAUGAUUGGCCUGCAGCACCCUCUCGUACCUGUUCAUCAUCAGUAUGUUGUGACAUCAACUAUCCCUGAAGUGAAAGCCCUAAAAACAGAAUUGCCUGUGAUUCGUGACUUAGAAGGAUCAUAUUAUCUGCGGCAAGAAAGGGAUGGUCUUUUAUUUGGUCCGUAUGAAAGUGGGGAGAAGAUGAAGCUGCAGGACUCAUGGGUAACAAAUGGAGUUCCACCAGGUUUUGGAAAAGAACUUUUUGAGUCUGAUUUAGACAGAAUAAUGGAGCACAUUGAAGCUGCCAUGGAAAUGGUCCCUGUUCUGAAAAAAGCAGACAUAGUAAACACAAUUGCGGGUCCUAUCACCUAUUCUCCAGACAUUCUUCCUAUGGUGGGACCACAUCAGGGUGUCAGAAAUUACUGGGUAGCUAUCGGUUUCGGGUAUGGCAUUAUACAUGCUGGUGGCAUAGGAAAAUACCUCAGUGACUGGAUCCUUGAGGGGGAACCUCCAUUUGACCUGAUAGAAUUAGAUCCCAACCGCUAUGGAAAGUGGACCACCAUAGAAUACACAGCAGCCAAAGCAAGAGAAUCUUACGGUUUUAAUAACAUUGUUGGUUAUCCUAAAGAAGAAAGAUUUGCUGGAAGACCAACAGAGAGAACCAGUGGGCUGUAUGAUUUGCUGAAGUCAAAAUGUUCAAUGGGCUUUCAUGCAGGAUGGGAGCAACCUCAUUGGUUCUACAAACCUGGAGAUGAGACUGGAUACAAGCCCAGUUUUCGACGCACAAAUUGGUUUGACCCUGUAGGUCGUGAGUAUAAACAGGUUAUGGGAAAUGUCGGUGUGAUUGACCUGUCACCAUUUGGCAAGUUUAAAGUGAAAGGCACAGAUUCUGUUAAGAUGCUGGAUCAUCUGUUUGCAAAUGUUGUUCCAAAGGUGGGUUCCACAAAUAUAAGCCAUAUGCUAACACCAAGAGGAAAAGUUUAUGCUGAGCUAACAGUAUCUCAACUGUAUCCUGGAGAAUUUAUGCUUGUAACUGGCUCAGGGUCAGAACUCCAUGACCUGAGAUGGAUAGAAGAGGCUGUGAUGAGAGGCAGAUACAAAGUUGAAAUAGAAAAUGUGACAGAUAAGAUGGGAGUACUUGGUGUAGCGGGUCCCUACGCAAGACAGGUCCUCCAGAAGUUGACAGAUGAGGAUCUAAGUGAUGGUUCAUUUAAGUUUCUCCAGUCUAGACAUCUGAAACUUUCUGAUAUUGCUGUUACUGCCAUCAGGAUAUCAUACACAGGUGAAUUGGGCUGGGAGCUUUAUCAUGGAAAAGAAGAUUCUAUAGCUCUUUACAAUGCGAUCAUGGAAGCUGGCCAAAAAGAGGGCAUUGACAACUUUGGAACAUAUGCUCUGAAUGCUUUAAGACUGGAAAAGGGUUUCCGAGCCUGGGGAGCAGAGAUGAACUGUGACACUAAUCCCUUGGAAGCGGGACUGGAAUGCUUCAUAAAGCUAAACAAGCCAGCAGACUUUACAGGAAAGCAAGCACUGAAGCAGAUUAAAGAAAAGGGGCUCAAACGGCGACUGGUGUAUCUCACCCUGGAAACAGAUAAUGUUGAUCCAGAGGGAAAUGAAAGUGUGUGGCAUAAUGGCAAGGUUAUUGGCAACACCACAUCUGGAAGUUUCAGUUACAGUGCUCAGCAGAGUCUGGCUUUUGCAUAUGUUCCCACAGAAUUCAGCAAAGUUGGACAGAAGUUGGAAGUCGAACUGUUAGGAAAAAAUUAUCCAGCAACCAUUAUGCAAGAGCCACUGGUGCUGACUGAACCAACAAGAACGCGCCUUCAGAAAAAGGGUGAAAGUCCAAAAAUAUAAACACAGAUAGGAAUACAACAAAUUGAGCAGUAGGAAAUAGUUCCAUUAAUACGCAUGAAAUUAAGAGAAUGAGACUACUGAGAUUUGCAGAUUACUAAGCAUAAGAUCCUCAUUGCCAUACAUAGUUGAGAAAUUCAAUGG